AUGAAGGAUUCGAUAUCUGCAGAGAAAGCCGCCGCCGAAUGCGUUUCGGACGAGGCGCUUAUCCAUCUCAAGACGUACAAAUAUUCGGCCGUCGACAAGUCGCCCGUCUCCAAUUACAUCCUCAAGCCCUACUGGAAUGCCUUCGUCGAGUUCCUACCAUUAUGGGUUGCCCCCAACAUGGUGACCCUGAUUGGGUUCGGCUUCAUUGUGGCUAAUGUCGGCCUCCUACUGAUAUUCAUGCCAGAUCUGGUUGGCCCGGGUCCUUCGUGGUUAUAUUUCAGCUUCGCUUUCGGCCUCUUCGCAUACCAGACGAUGGACAAUGUCGACGGCAAACAGGCGAGACGCACCGGAACCUCCAGCGGCCUGGGAGAGCUCUUCGACCAUGGCAUCGACAGUCUCAACUGCACACUCGCUAGCUUGCUCGAAACCGCCGCUAUGGGUCUGGGCACCACCAAGGCCGGUGUCUUCACUGCGCUGUGCCCCUGCCUGCCCAUGUGGUUCUCGACCUGGGAAACAUAUCACACGCAUACCCUCUACCUCGGAUACAUCAACGGACCUACGGAAGGAAUUCUUAUCGCCUGCUUGCUGAUGGCGAUCAGCGGGUGGUAUGGCCCUGAAAUCUGGACCGAAAGACUGGCCGAUAACCUCCACCUGUUCAGCUUCCUCGGGUUGACCGAAGAGAACCUGGGCGACACCUCUUUCCAGGACAUUUGGGUCUACUUCCUGAUUGGCGCCAUGUUCUUCCACAUUCCGUUCUGCAUCAUCAAUGUCGUCAAUGCUCGCCUGUCGCGCAACGAGCCUCUUCUUCCGGUCUUCCUCGAGUGGACUCCGAUCGUCGUUUUUACCCUCAGCGUUGGUGCCUGGCUCUAUAGCCCAUACUCGACACUGAUGGCCGAGAACCACCUGGUGCUCUUCUGUGUUUGCAUGUGCUUCGUCUUUGGCCGCAUGACCACCAAGAUGAUUCUCGCUCAUCUCACCAAGCAGCCCUUCCCCUUCUGGACUGUCAUGCUCUGGCCUUUGGUGGGAGGUGCCUUCAUCGGAAACCUUCCCCGCUUUGGACUUCCUGCUGUCACCGCGCAAUUCGAGCACCUUUACCUUUGGGCUUACCUGGUGUUUGCGUUCAUCGUCUACUCUCGCUGGGCUUGGCUGGUCACCACGAGCAUCUGCGACUUCCUUGGCAUCAACUGCCUUACCAUUCCCCACGAGAAGCAGAUGGCCAACAAGCAGAUUGCGAGGGAGAUCGCGGCACAGGCUGCCGCCGCCGUUCCUGUUGGCCCCGCUAAGAAGGAUUAA
Messenger RNA from Sordaria macrospora k-hell, 1293 nucleotides. RefSeq lists its product as uncharacterized. The record is from RefSeq and is a predicted model, not a curated record. Gene Ontology annotation, molecular function: phosphotransferase activity, for other substituted phosphate groups. Gene Ontology annotation, cellular component: membrane. Gene Ontology annotation, biological process: phospholipid biosynthetic process. NCBI's taxonomy places the organism in Eukaryota, Fungi, Ascomycota, Sordariomycetes, Sordariales, Sordariaceae.